AUGACCUGUCAUCACGCCCCUUCCACAGCCCAGCUCAUCCUAUUGGUCCUGCUCAUUGUCACUCCACAUCUGGCUGGCACCGCCCCUGCGUGGGGUGAGGGAAGGGAGGGAGGGGUGGAGGGGCGCACCCGGACAGACCUUAGAAAAGACAACCUCGCCCCCUUUCUCUCGCCCCCACCCCAGAGUCUCUCCAGCCCCGACAACGGUUCGCUAGACCGGGGCCAGGGCCCGGGUCAAGACGACCAAUCAGAUAAAGUGACGGACCCUGCGCAGGUGCUCGCUGUGCUUUUGGAAGCCCUGGACCACCCGGGGGAGAGAGAAAUCCAGGCAAGCAGAGACGGAAUUUGGGAAGAGGAUGAGAGUCAGACAGUGGUGGGUGGUGAGAUAAGGAGAACAGGGGAGACAGAGGGCGAGAGAGGGGUGGAGGAGGAGGAGGAGGGGCGAAAGGCUGAUAAGGCUAUUGAACAGCUAAUUGUAGGCCAUUUGACAGCUGCUCAGGGUGAUGACUUAAAGGAAAGGGAUGGGGAAGAUAAAAACACAAGGUCAGAGGAGAAUCAAGGGUGGUCUGUGGAGGAUGUUGGAGCUGAUAGUGUAAACGAGGAAGAAGGGAAAGAGGAAGAUGAGGGGCAGGAGGAGGGAAAUUAUUUAGAAAGUCUCCUAAAGAAGGCCAGACCAAGUUCCGCCUCACAGGGAGACGAUCUAUCUCUGCAGCGCAAAAUAAGAGGCUACUUCCAAAACAUUGACUUGGGUCUCCAAGAUAAUGAGAUCCUGCCUCCUCUUAAGGGCUACAAAGCAUACAACACUCAGCUCGCACGUGCCGGAAAGAAGCUGCACUGGGAGGAGAACCAGGAUGGCAACCGACCCGUCAACGGGGGCAACUUCAUGGACGACUUUGAGGAUGAAGGAGAGGAGCUAGAGGAGGAGGUUGAGGAAGAGGAGGAGAGCCUCUCCCAUAUGCAAGAGGAGGCGAGAGCGCGCGCGGAGAAACAGGAGGUUCUUCGGCAACAGGAGGAGGCGGAGCGAGCCAGGGAGGAGGAGCAGAGGCUGGCAGACAUCGCCUCCGACAUGCUGCUGCAGUACAUGGGGAGGAAGCAGCAGUCCUACAUGAAGCCCCGGCAGAAGAGCAGCAUGGGGCCCGCCAGCAACACUGCGGAGGACAAGCGCUCUGAGGAGGUCGUCCCCGACGAAGACGACAUGGACCAGCAAAUGAUCGACAGGCUGAUCGAGAUCAGCAGCAAGCUGCACCUGCCUGCCGAUGAUGUGAUUGAGAUUAUCAGUGACGUGGAAGAGAAGAAGAAGAAGAGGAAAGAGCUGCAACAGUUGCCAAUCAACAGCAACCCCGUCGCCCCGCGCUUCAGGCCUCUGGUACCUCCUCCUCUGGCUGCGCCGCCUAUAUACCACUACACCGCCUCAAAAAACCCCAAGAAAGCCCCUUAUAGGUACAACAAGUCCAACAAGAAAUGGCACAAGGACAAAGUCAUGUCCUAUAAGCAGGACUAUUGGUACAAGCCUAAGAAGCAGCUUGACUACUGGUAUAAACCACAGAAACAGUUUUUAGCCUUCCCCUCCUAUCCAUACUACCAGAAGCCAUAUAGAGCAUACUACCCUGUUUAUUUCCCAUAUCCCAAACCACAAUAUUAUGGCAAGCCCUCCCCCUCCAGAGACCAGCCAUUCGGCCCCCAGGAACUUGACCUCCAGCCCCCGAGGCGCAGGCACAGGGCUGGGGGUAAGAACCGCGGGCAGGGCUGGAGGCAGCAGCAGCCAGCGCCACGCCUGCCUCUCACCCCUUAUAUCUCUAACUAUAUCCUUCCUCACCCACGGACCUACCAACCCCUACCUCCGCCCAAACCAAUAACCCCACCCAGGAGAGGCAGGCGACCCCCGUUCUACUAUCAACAAGUCACACCGGGAGAUGACUAUGAGGAAGAUGGGCUGGUGCCUCAGUUGGACAGUGAGGAGGAACUGGAAAACUUUAUUGAGAGGAUCUACAUGAAGCGCAGAAUGUACUGA
This is a messenger RNA of Anoplopoma fimbria (sablefish), 2010 nucleotides long. RefSeq lists its product as uncharacterized. The transcript has a single exon. The record is from RefSeq and is a predicted model, not a curated record. NCBI's taxonomy places the organism in Eukaryota, Metazoa, Chordata, Actinopteri, Perciformes, Anoplopomatidae. Bases 1 to 2010 code for a protein of 669 amino acids. Gene Ontology annotation, molecular function: neuropeptide hormone activity.